AUGGCGGGAAGCGAGCCACGCAGCGGAGGCAGCUUCCCUCAGCCACACCACAGCGACUGGAGCCGUCUAGAGGCCGCCAUCCUAAGCGGCUGGAGGAACUUCUGGCAGUCGGUGGGCAAGGAGAGGGCAGCGCCGAGAGCCUCUCAAGAGGAGGCGGAUGAGGAGUCCAGUACCCUGACGCGGCUGCCGAUUGACGUACAGCUAUAUAUUUUGUCAUUUCUUUCACCUCACGAUCUGUGUCAACUGGGAAGUACAAGCCAUUAUUGGAAUGAAACUGUACGAGAUCCAAUUCUGUGGAGAUAUUUUCUGCUGCGGGAUCUUCCUUCCUGGUCUUCUGUUGACUGGAAGUCUCUUCCAGAUCUAGAAAUCUUAAAAAAGCCUAUAUCUGAGGUCACUGAUGGUGCAUUUUUUGACUACAUGGCAGUCUAUAAAAUGUGCUGUCCAUAUACAAGAAGAUCCUUGAAAUCUAGCCGUCCUAUGUAUGGAGCUGUCACAUCAUUUUUACACUCACUGAUCAUUCAGAAUGAACCACGAUUUGCUAUGUUUGGACCAGGUUUGGAAGAACUGAAUACAUCUUUGGUGUUGAGCUUGAUGUCUUCUGAGGAACUUUGCCCAACAGCUGGUUUGCCUCAGAGGCAGAUUGAUGGUAUUGGAUCUGGAGUCAGUUUUCAGUUGAGCAACCAACAUAAAUUCAACAUCCUGAUACUAUAUUCAACUACCAGAAAGGAAAGAGAUAGAGCAAGAGAAGAGCAUACAAGUGCAGUUAACAAGAUGUUCAGUGUACAGAAUGAAGGAGAUGAUCAACAAGGAAGCCGGUAUAGUGUAAUUCCACAAAUUCAGAAGGUGUGUGAAGUUGUUGAUGGAUUCAUCUAUGUUGCUAAUGCUGAAGCUCAUAAAAGACAUGAAUGGCAAGAUGAAUUUUCUCGUAUUAUGGCAAUGACAGAUCCAGCUUUUGGAUCUUCAGGAAGACCUAUGCUGGUUUUAUCUUGUAUUUCUCAAGCAAAUGUAAAAAGAAUGCCCUGUUUUUAUUUGGCUCAUGAGCUGCAUCUAAAUCAUCUAAACCACCCAUGGAUGGUCCAGGAUACAGAGGCUGAAACUCUAACUGGUUUUUUGAAUGGCAUUCAGUGGAUUCUUGAAGAAGUAGAAUCUAAGCAUGCAAGAUGAGCCUUCUUUUAGACCUUGGGAACUGAAACCACUUGAAACUUGUUACUAAGGUCAUGAUGUGGAUAUUUGCUCAGCUAAUUUUGUCCUGCCUUUUUGCAGGUGGGCUUUAUAUUGGGACAGCUGUAACUGCUGUGUUUUUUACAUAAUUUUUAUUUUUUACCUUAAAUCAAUUACAAGAAAAAAGUUUCAGUGCUAGCAUUUAGCCCCUGAACUUUUUUUUGAUGACUUUUAUAUUUUCUUUUUUAAAAUAUUAAAUUCUG
Messenger RNA from Enhydra lutris kenyoni (northern sea otter), 1424 nucleotides. Its product is annotated as F-box protein 4. The coding region runs from base 1 to 1164 and encodes 387 amino acids. The transcript is spliced from 7 exons. NCBI's taxonomy places the organism in Eukaryota, Metazoa, Chordata, Mammalia, Carnivora, Mustelidae. Gene Ontology annotation, molecular function: protein binding. Gene Ontology annotation, cellular component: SCF ubiquitin ligase complex. The record is from RefSeq and is a predicted model, not a curated record. Gene Ontology annotation, biological process: SCF-dependent proteasomal ubiquitin-dependent protein catabolic process; protein polyubiquitination.